Messenger RNA from Argentina anserina (silverweed cinquefoil), 1644 nucleotides. RefSeq names its product basic leucine zipper 23-like. Gene Ontology annotation, molecular function: RNA polymerase II cis-regulatory region sequence-specific DNA binding; DNA-binding transcription factor activity, RNA polymerase II-specific. The record is from RefSeq and is a predicted model, not a curated record. NCBI's taxonomy places the organism in Eukaryota, Viridiplantae, Streptophyta, Magnoliopsida, Rosales, Rosaceae. Gene Ontology annotation, biological process: DNA-templated transcription; regulation of transcription by RNA polymerase II. The coding region runs from base 525 to 1355 and encodes 276 amino acids. The transcript has 2 exons.
UGGAGACUGGUUCUUUCAGAGGAAUUUCUGAACCACAUCACUAGCCACAAACUUCAAUCUCCAACUCUCCAUCUCUCUCUCUCUCUCUGGUACGUCCAUUUAUUUGUUGCUGCCCUUUCUAGGGUUUCCACCAUUUAUAGACCCCGCCUCCGUAGCUCUAUAGGGCUUUUCACACUAGUAUCAAAAUCCACCAACUCAUGCUUUGAUUGCCUUCACAAUCGUCCAAUCAGUACCCAAUUGUAAAGUCUCUGACUUUGGGGAUUUCAGGACUUUGUGCCACUGAAAUCUCAUCUGGGUGGUCAUUCAAUUGGCUUAAUUUCACUGUUUUCGAUCAGGGUAUGAUUUCAAGACUAGAUUUUUUUGAUCUGGGUUUAGCUAUUUUGGUCAAUUUAGAGUUUAGGGGUUGAAAUUUCAUUUGGGCUGGGGUCAAAAUUUGAACUUUGGGUGCUUUUUGUACUCAAUUUGAGGAUUAGGGUUACUUUUUGUGCUCAAAUUGGGGAUUAGGGUUCGCUCUUUCAAGCGCCAUGGACGAUGGAGAGCUUGAUUUUUCGAACCAGGAGCUUGAUUUUUCGAUUCCAAACAUGACCGGUGAGCUUCCGAGUAGUUGCUCAAUGGAGAACAUAUUUGGUGACUUCUUCAAGGAGGCUGACACUUCUUGCACUCACAACCACAUUUGCAACCCUCCUUCGGGCCCUGACUCGUCUCACAGGCACACCUGCAUUCAUGUCCACACCAAGAUAUUGUCGUCGGGGGCGAGUGAGGACAAGGCUGGAACUGAUGAUACUGCUGAGUCUGGGGAGAAGAACUCGAAGAAGAGGCCUUUGGGGAACCGGGAGGCGGUUCGGAAGUACAGGGAGAAGAAGAAGGCUCGAGCUGCUUCGUUGGAGGACGAGGUGAACAGGUUGAGAGCGGUCAAUCAGCAGCUGAUGAAGAGGCUGCAGGGCCAGGGUGCAUUGGAGGCCGAGAUUGCGAGGCUCAAGUGUUUGCUUGUGGACAUUAGGGGGAGGAUUGAGGGAGAAAUUGGGUCUUUUCCGUAUCAGAAGCCAAUGAACCCGGGUCUGCAGAAUCCAAACAUGACCAGUGCUUACGUGAUGAAUCCGUGUAACAUGCAGUGUGAUGAUCAGGCCUAUUGCCUUCAACGAGGGAAUGAUGGAAAACGUGGAGAUGGAGUAGGGAUGAAUGGCCAAGGGUUUAGUGGUUGUGAGUUUGAGAAUCUUCAGUGCUUCACGAAUCAGGAUGCAGGAUCAGUGGGGCUUUCUGGAUGUGAUCUUGGAAAUGUGAUGUUAGAAUCAAAUGGCAAUCUUUCUGGCACAAAGAAGAGGAAAGGAGGGGCUCGAGCUGCAGCAGCGAAUUGAAGGGAUGGAAAGUUGUUCUCAAGAGUAAAUAUGGUCUUGCAAUAAGUAGUUUGUCAAACUGCAACAUCAGCUUUCCCCUCAGGUCGUUCUGCAUUUUAUAGAGUUAAAUUUUCUAAUUGAACCACUGUUGGGUUCUUUGAAAGGGCAUGUUUUACUUUUAUCAAGCUAAAGUUUUCUGGAAUCACUGGUAUUUUAGUUUCUAUCAGAGAAUAAUAUAAGUAGAACUUAUGGCGGACCUCAACUUCAUGGUUUUCAUGGAACUCAUAUUCAUUUAUUUUCUUCUUCCAAA